Molecule: messenger RNA, 1165 nt
Organism: Ochotona curzoniae (black-lipped pika)
Lineage: Eukaryota; Metazoa; Chordata; Mammalia; Lagomorpha; Ochotonidae
Gene: CUNH5orf63
Product: chromosome unknown C5orf63 homolog
Exons: 6
Coding region: 304-651 (115 amino acids)
Source: RefSeq, a predicted model, not a curated record
GCCGCGCGCGGGCGGAAGCGACGACGGGGGCGGCGCGAGGCGCAGGAGUGUACAUCAGAAGAAGCAAGAAGCGAGCUGGAAUAGUUCCUGAAUGCAAUUUUAAUCUUGUUUGCAGAUUAUUUUGAAGUGAGAAAGACCAUCUGAAUCAGGAGGACGCCUCAGCCUUCAACUGGAGUCAUGUGCUGCUCAUUUAUCGUUUCCUGGUGACAUUGAGUAUGUGCCAGUAUGAUAAGCUGUCAUUGUAAAUAAAAGCCAAAUCGAGAAACUGCCACGUUUUAGGGGACAAGAAUCUGCAGAAUUUAGAUGCUUUGCUUUCAAGGAAAUAGCAUGCAGCUUGCCAGAUCCUCCUUUAGAGUCUUCUGGAGACAUCUCUCUGCUUCUAAGACAACUCUGCCAGUGCUGACUUUAUUCACAAAGAAUCCAUGCCCCCUUUGUGAAGAAGCCAAGGAAAUACUGGAGCCUUAUAAGCACAGGUUUAUUUUACAGGAGGUGGAUAUCACACUGCCAGAAAACUCUGCUUGGUAUGACAGAUAUAAAUUUGACAUUCCUGUCUUUCAUUUGAAUGGCCAGUUUCUGAUGAUGCAUCGAGUAAACACCUCAAAACUUGAAAAACAGCUCCUGAAACUCGAGCAGCAAGAUACUAGUGGCUGACUAAUGCCCUCAUGCUUUUCCACCCUCUCUGACCAUAAGGCUCAUUCCUGAGUAAAUGACCACAGCCACACACUCCUGCUGUUGCUUUCACAGAACACAGAGGAUGUUCUGAACUCAGUUUAGGGCCAAAUACAUGUUGAUAUUCCUCUUCUGAUGGUUGGAAAUGCUCGUGUGGGAACUGCUUGCUUGUUGGCAUUUUCUAGAAUAAGAAGAAUGUGUUGGCAGGACAGGCAUGAUGGAAAGAGGAAACAAUCCAUUUUUUUUAAUUUAUUUUCCCCCCUUGUAUAAGCAUGGAAGCACUUCCCAUGCACUGGUCAGUGCCAUUUGUAGGAAGGUGAAUAUGUGUCCUUUCUGCUGCCCUAGAGAGUUUUUGGGUGAAGGAAUAGAUGAUUUUUUGUGCACCAGAUAAAGUGAAAUGUGAAUUGUUAAUAACCCUGCAGUCAAUAAAGGGACGUUCUAGCAAAUACAUCUGCCUGGAGCCUAUUUUACUGGGAUUUAAUAAUGCCUGUUUAAA